This is a messenger RNA of Melospiza melodia melodia, 2253 nucleotides long. RefSeq names its product protein phosphatase 1 regulatory subunit 18 (gene PPP1R18). Bases 186 to 1922 code for a protein of 578 amino acids. Lineage: Eukaryota; Metazoa; Chordata; Aves; Passeriformes; Passerellidae. The transcript has 3 exons. Gene Ontology annotation, molecular function: phosphatase binding. The record is from RefSeq and is a predicted model, not a curated record.
GCACCUGGGGGAACACCUGGGGGCACACCUGGGCAAGGCGGCACACCUGGGGGAACACCUGGCAUGGGGGGCACACCUGGGGAACACCUGCGGGCACACCUGGGCAAGGCGGCACACCUGGGCAAGGCGGCACACCUGGGCUGGAGACUCUGGGGGCCACACCUGGAUCAGGGGGCACGCCUGGCAUGGGCGGCACACCUGGAUCAGGGGUUAUACCUGGGCAAGGGUGCACACCUGGAUCAGGGCACACACCUGGGUCAGGAGCCACACCUGGCACGGGUGGCGCACCUGGGCAGGAAGGUUUAGGGGGCUCCCACCUGGUGCUGGCGCCGGGGAUGGAGAAAUGCGGCCGUGCCGAAAAUGCCACCCGGGACCCCCAAAAUCCCACCUGGGACCCCCAAAAUCCCACCCGGGACCCCCAAAAUCCCACCUGGGACCCCCAAAAUCCUCCCCAAAAUCAUCCCCAAAAUCAUCCCCAGGAUUUCCAAAAUUGCUCCCAAAAUUCCACCUGGGAUCCCCAAAAUCCUUCCCAGGAUCCCCAAAAUUCCUCCUGGGACCCCCAAAAUCCCUCCUGGGAUCCCCAAAAUUCCCAAAAUCCCCCAAAUUCCUCCUGGGACCCCCAAAAUCCCCCCAAUCCGCCCCGGGGCCGGGUCAGUCACCUGCGGAGCCGCUUUGUCCCCGAGCCGGGGGGGGACGAGGGGCGUGGCGGGGUCACCGUGGGGUCACCCGGGGGUCAAGGGUCAGCCAGGGACAUAGGAACGGUCAAGGGGUGUGGGGCGGUCAGUGUGGGGUCACCUGAGGGUCAAGGGUCAGCCAGGGACAUAGGAACGGUCAAAGGUCAUGGAGUGACCGCUGGCCUGGGGACGGCGGAGGGACAGGGGACGGUCAAGGGGAUGGUCAAGAACUGGACAGUGGUGGAGGGCCGGAGAGGUCAGGGGUCAGUGGGGACACCGGGGACAGUGUCCGGCCACGAGGCCAAGCCUUCGAUGACCCCUUCGGUGGCCGCGCUGACCACUGCCCCUGUGACGUCACCGGUGUCACCAGAGGGGGGCGGUGUCCCUUUGUCCAGCGCUGUCCCCAAGCCCGGGGUCACCGCCCCGAUGUCCGGUGGCUCUGUCUCCGUGUCCGGUGCCACUCUCCAGGUGUCCGGUGCCACCACGCCAGUGUCCAGUGCCACCACGCCAGUGUCCAGUGCCGCUGUCCCCGUGUCCAGCAGCGUCCCCACGUGUGGCGCCACCACCCCAGUGUCCAGUGCCACCACCCCAGUGUCCGGUGCCACCGUCCAGGUGUCCACCCCCGUGCCCUCGGCCGUCCGGCCGGUGUCGCCGCGCCGUGACCCCCGGUGUCCCCCCCCGUGUCCCCACCCCGCCCUGCAGCGCCGCAGCGGCAACACCAUCACGGUGCGGCCGCGCCGCGCCACGGGUGACCCCGCGGGUGACCCCGCAGGUGGCACAGGUGUCCCCUCAGGUGUCCCCUCAGGUGUGCCCCCAGGUGUGCCCACAGGUGGCCCUGGGUGCGGCCCCGGGGGCGUGGCCGAGCCCCCCAAGAAGCGCUACCCCACGGCCGAGCAGAUCCAGGUGAUCGGGGGGUACCUGGCGCUGCCCCGCUCCUGCCUGGCCAAGGGAGAGCCCCGGCGCAAGAAGCUGCAGAUCUGGUUCAGCGAGCGCGACCUGGAGCGAACCUUCUGCUACCCCUCGGAGGGGGCGGCGCUGGCGGCCUGGGGGGGCCCCCCCGAGGACCCCGACCCCGGGACCCCCAACCCCGGGACCCCCGGCCCGGGACCCCCGAAAGCAGCCCCGGGCAAUGAGGAGGAGGAAGAGGAGGAGGAGGAAGAGGAGGAGCCCCCUCCCCCCACGCUGGGGGGGCUGCCGGGGGGGCUGAGGGGCCGCGCCCUGCUCGUGGACGAAUCCUGCCGUCGAUAACCCCGGCCCAGCCCCCCGGGACCCCCCAGGACCCCCCGGACGGGGCCGGACACUCGGACAGGGCCGGACACACAGACAGACCCCCCCCAAGCCCUUCUUGGGGGGGAUUCCAGAACAUUCCAUCCCCCCGGCAGGGUCUGGGGGGGUUUUUUUACCACAUUUUGUAGAUUUUUAGUACCGGCGUUUUUUUUAAUUAUCUGCAACAAGGUUUUUUUAUCCUAAUUAAGGGGUUUUAUACCUGGGGGGGGAAUUUUGUCAGUAUUCACUCCCAGUUUGGACUGGGCCUGGACCAGUUUGGACUGGAAGGGGCGGGGCCAAAGCCGUGGCAGUA